Messenger RNA from Camelina sativa (false flax), 634 nucleotides. The record is from RefSeq and is a predicted model, not a curated record. NCBI's taxonomy places the organism in Eukaryota, Viridiplantae, Streptophyta, Magnoliopsida, Brassicales, Brassicaceae.
AUGAAACANAUGAUAGUUGGGUCGCCUUCAACGUCUUCUGUCUCCAAAAACGCCAGUGGAAGCCCAAGAACAACUGCUUCCGCUUCUUCGGGGGCGAAUAAAGCUGGACAAGCUUCAUCUACUACUCAUUCAUCAUCUCAGCAGUCUAAGAACUUGCAGUCUGCAUCCGUAGCGUCAUCUACUGGUGGAAGGAAUAACGGUCCUUCUGUUCUCGGAAACCCCACCACGAGCUCUGGAUCCAAGUUGCAACAACAGCAGCAGUUGCCAAAGCAUGGGUUGCAGCAGCAAGCACAGCUUUUCUUCUCGAACCCUUAUAUGCAAGCCCAACAUCAACAUCAACAGCAACAGAUCACUAUAUCUCCUUCUGGUGGGUAUUACAUUCAAAGACAUCAGCAACAGUCAGGUUCAGCACCUGCUGGUGCAGCCACAUGUCUUCCAGUCACAGGAGCCGUUACAGCAACUUCGGAUCCAGCGAAAGCCAUUGCGGCUGCAGCAGCUGCCAAUAACAUGAAAGGAGGUGGUAUGGGGAAGACGCCUCCAGGGUUCCCGGAUGUGCAUGCGGUUCCCUCUGCUGUUCAGGUGAAACCCGUUAAUCAAAAGCAACAAGCGGGUGAGUGAAAGACCUUUAAAACCC